AUAAUAUCAGUACUUCACAUCAGACAACUGCCCCACACACUCCCCUUAGAUUAAGUUGCGCCAGUCAGUAUAAGCACAAGGAAAUGAGCCAGCAUCCAUGUGUGCCAGUUUUUACUGGAUAUCAGCGACAACACAUUGUGGAGAAGACUUCUAAUUUGACUGAAGUUUGGAUUGGCACUCUCGUAGCUGUCCUGCUCCAAGAUCAGGUUGGGCUUAAUGCAGGAGCAAUACAAUAAUAACAUCGGAAAGGAUGGAUUCUUUUUUAACAGAAUUGUUGUGGGUACUCAUAUUCUCCACCUUCUUCACCUGCAUCGCAAGCUGCCCCAGCAUCUGCGAGUGCUCUCCCAACGGCAUCGUCACGUGCACCGGAAAUAAUAUUAUCGAUACACCAAAACAACUGCCUACUCACAUGUAUAAACUGCAGUUGAGCGGCACAAACAUGCACAUCAUAAAUGAGCGGAGCCUGGAGAAAAUGGAGCUAAUGUUGCGUUUUAGUUUAACUUUUAGCCACCUCCAUACUGUCCAUCCCCAGGCUUUUCGUGUCGCUCCGCAGCUCAAGUCUCUCCAGCUGUCAUUCAACGAUCUUUACGCACUCGAUGCAAGAGUUUUUAGCCCACUGGUCACUCUGGAGGAGCUGCAUUUAAAUAGGAACCAACUGGAGACCAUUCCUGCCGAAUUGUUUCAAGGACUCAUUGCUUUGCAGGAUAUAAACUUGAGCCACAACAAAUUAUCCAGUGUUCCUUCAGGGGCUUUCAGGGGACUGAGAAACCUUGAAAUCCUGAACAUUGGCAGUAACUACUUGAAAACACUUUCCCCUACCAUCUUUCGCUCCUUGAUCAACCUGAACAAGCUCAGCAUCCAUAGAAACCAAUUAGAGAGGUUAGAAGCUGGGAUCUUUGAUGGACUGGUGAACCUUGAGUAUCUCCAUAUCUACUCCAACAUGAUAGCCACUAUUCCCCCGGAGGUGUUCUGGUCACUGAGGAAUUUGAAGAAUCUCACCUUAUCGAACAACCAGCUUCAAUUUGUCCCAGAGAGGAGCUUCUACAACAUGCCCAAACUAUCGAAGCUGACCCUUUACAAUAACCCACUCGUAUCUCUACCGGAUGAGCUGAUGGGGCACAUGCCUGGAAUGACAGAAUUUUACCUAUAUGCCACAAACCUCAUCACAGUGCCUGGAAAUCUGUUUGCCAACAUGUCUGGGCUGCAGACUCUAAACCUCCAUUUUAAUGACAGGCUAAGUGUGCUGCCGCCAAACUUGUUUUGCUGUAUUCCUCAAUUGCAGAAGCUCUCACUGAAAUCCAACAAUCUCCAGCAGCUGCACCCGCAACACUUUUCCAGAUUAAACAAACUGGAUAUACUACUCCUCAAUAACAACACCCUCAAGAACCUACCGGAAGACAUAUUCCAGGAGCUCGGACAACUUACCCUGUUGGAUUUGAAGGACAACCAGCUCAAAAACCUUCCAGAAGAUAUUUUCAUGUCCAAUACAUUUCUAAAGGUUGCUUUGAGUGAAAACUCGUGGGACUGUACCUGCAGCAUCAGAGGUUUUGUAAGAUGGAUAAAACAGAAUAAGCAUGUAGUUCUUGACAGUCAAGAUGUAAUGUGUCACACUCCGAAGUACCAAAUACUCCGUACCCUUGACUCUCUACAUGAUGAGGAACUGAACAAUUGCAACGUUACAACAAUCACUCCAAGCUGCACUCAAGGGUCGUCUCCGACAACCCUUUCAGCUACCGAAGCGGUUGCCUCACACCGAGCCCAAACCAGCGUCGAACCAGAUGAGACUUCCUUCAUCGAUGACAUUUCACCGCCUUUUUAUGACAUGCUAGUAGUGGAACAGGGCCUCAACUUCGUCCACCACAACUAUAUUAGCGGUUGGGUGUAUGUGUGGUUUUUGCCCUCAAAUGCUGUCCUGACAGGCUUCCUCACAUUUUCUCAUGUCCUUCUUGUGGCCACAGGCUUCUUCCUCAUCCUUUGCAACAUGUAUGGUAUGCAUCUGGUUAGUAAGAGGGUGGAGGAGAUAAAGGCACUAUAUGUACACAUUUAAGGGGUUGAGAGAUGUUUAUCAGGUGUUGUACAUGAGUAGAGUGGCAAAUGUUCGGAGAAAAUGAUUUAUAAAUGUGUUAUGAUUAGUCACACUUUGUUCUUUUGCAAUACCGUAGCUUAAAAACAAUCCCGAGUAAUACAUGUGCAUAUUUUCUCAUAGAUGUAAAACUUCACACACUUGUAUGCAAUUUAACCGCACCGUCUUUCAAACAGCCGGCAAUGGAUCAGCCCUUUCUAAGCCUGAGUAUUGUAAAACUGCUGAGAUGCAUUUUUUUUUCUCAGUUCAUUUUAAAUGACUUUUGUUUUUCUGAUUACAUUCUUAAAUAAGGGAUAUGAAACACUCUUUCAAUAUUUGACUUGUACUUUUACAUUGACCAGAAUGAACACACGCCAAGAGUCAGUUCCCCUUUUGGGAGUGCAUACGGUAUAUUUUUAGUCAUCUGAAAAAUGCUGUUCAUAGAAGUGCACUUGGGGCUAUGAUAGGACUAUCACACUUCCUUAUUGGGUGAGAAGGACAGAGAGCAGAUAUUUCCCAAUCGAGAGUCAAGACGUUCAAGACAAUUAGGAAGCUAAAGGGGAUUCACUUUUUGAUCAUUUCUGUUGAGGAAAAUUCCAUGUGGAGCAUGUGUUCAUAACUACAUUGUACAUCCGGGACAAUUCUCGUAAUAAUAAGCAUAAUCAUAUAAAUCAUUUAACUUUUGGGUAUGGUCUUCGAAGCUUUCAAAAUGGGUUCGACUUUUAUAUAAUGACUGCAGAUGCCACAAAUUCCAUAACUUUAAAACAAAAAGCCAACAAUAGGAGGAUGAAUUUCUGAGCUGCUCCCAAGUUCAUUGCCAUGACAACAGGUGAUUAGGACUUUCCAGUACGCUGCUUUAACACAACAGGAGCUAUAAACGCGCUCCCACAACAAACACACACACACACACACACACACACACACACACACGCACACACACGGCAGAGGAAAUGGUGCAGUUGAAAACAAGCGGAAAGUUAGCAAAAAAGCGGUGACUCAUGGGAUGAAAGUCUCAUUGGACAAGAGUACAGUAAUUUCCGAGUAAUCAUAAGUCAGGCAUUUUUCCAUUUUUGCAAGUCCUGUUGAGUAUCACAUUGUAAAUUCCAGCAACGGAGGUUUUGAUCUACUUGGUAGCCUUCUAGUUAUUGAUGACCACGACAGCAUUGCUUUAAAACAACAAAUCUUUUGGUGGACCAAGACUUUUGUAUUGUACAUGGAGUAAAAUCUUCAGUAGUGUUUAAAAAUAUUCUGUGUUCGAUUGUUCUUAAGUGUUUAGAAAUCUUCCAAAUGUGUUUUAUCAAAUCUGUUUUAAUCAGUAUUCCUAUAAUUUUCUGAAUUAAUACAAAUAAAAAUCAUUUGAAGAUGUUUAAACUGUCA
Hippocampus zosterae (dwarf seahorse) is the source of this 3439-nucleotide messenger RNA. RefSeq names its product platelet glycoprotein V. Gene Ontology annotation, molecular function: protein binding. The record is from RefSeq and is a predicted model, not a curated record. NCBI's taxonomy places the organism in Eukaryota, Metazoa, Chordata, Actinopteri, Syngnathiformes, Syngnathidae. Gene Ontology annotation, cellular component: extracellular matrix. The coding region runs from base 251 to 2047 and encodes 598 amino acids. The transcript is spliced from 2 exons.